GUAAUGGGCCCCAUCAUGAUCGAGGUUAUGUUUACAACCAGAGCAACGUAGUAGAUGGAGUGUACUGUCUCCCAAUAGCACACUGGAUUGAAGUCUCUGGACAUACUGAUGAGAUGAAACAUACAACUGACUUCUAUUUUAAUAUUGCAGGACAUCAAGCUAUCCAUUACUCCAGAAUUCUGCCAAACAUCUGGCUGGGAAGUUGCCCUCGGCAGCUGGAGCACGUGACCAUCAAGCUGAAGCACGAGCUGGGUAUCACGGCUGUCAUGAACUUCCAGACCGAGUGGGACAUUGUUCAGAAUUCCUGGGGCUGCAACCGCUACCCAGAACCUAUGAGCCCUGAAACCCUCAUGAAACUGUAUAAAGAGGAAGGUCUUGCCUAUGUCUGGAUGCCAACCCCAGACAUGAGCACUGAAGGAAGAAUACAGAUGUUGCCACAGGCUGUCUGCCUCUUGCACGGGCUGCUGGAGAACGGACACACUGUCUACGUUCAUUGCAACGCUGGUGUUGGCAGGUCUACGGCUGCUGUCAGUGGGUGGCUGAAGUACGUGAUGGGAUGGAGCCUGCGGAAAGUGCAGUACUUUUUGGUUUCCCGGAGACCAGCUGUCUACAUAGAUGAGGAAGCUCUGAAUCGGGCUGAAGAUGAUUUCUACCAGAAAUUUGGGCAUCUUCGUCCCUCAUGCAAAAUCGAAGAGUAG
Messenger RNA from Apaloderma vittatum (bar-tailed trogon), 698 nucleotides. It is a transcript of the gene EPM2A, whose product is annotated as epilepsy, progressive myoclonus type 2A, Lafora disease (laforin). The record is from RefSeq and is a predicted model, not a curated record. Gene Ontology annotation, biological process: protein dephosphorylation. Gene Ontology annotation, molecular function: carbohydrate phosphatase activity; protein tyrosine/serine/threonine phosphatase activity; protein tyrosine phosphatase activity. Lineage: Eukaryota; Metazoa; Chordata; Aves; Trogoniformes; Trogonidae. Gene Ontology annotation, cellular component: cytoplasm; nucleus. The transcript is spliced from 3 exons. The annotation marks the transcript as partial.